Molecule: messenger RNA, 1298 nt
Organism: Rubroshorea leprosula
Lineage: Eukaryota; Viridiplantae; Streptophyta; Magnoliopsida; Malvales; Dipterocarpaceae
Source: the annotation of a GenBank genome assembly
CUAAUUAAAAUUCAUCCAUCAUUGGGCCAAAAGAAAAAUAGUUUUGGGUUGCAAAACAUGGGCUCCAAGUUUUUAACUAGUUUUAAAGGAAGCUCAUUAUCAAUAGGCCCAAUGCAGAUCCUCAACUCCAGCCCAAAUAAGCCUGUCUCUCGGUCCAUCACUCCAUUGCCUUCUCCUCUCUCUCUCUCUCCUCCUCUCCGAUCGGCGUCGACUGUGGGAGAUCUGUUCGCCUGAAGUCGGAGCUGCUCAACAAUGGAAAACAAGCAAUCUCCCGCCGCAAACGUAUCACCGGCUACAGCAGUUGUACUUGGAGCCCUAGCUCCGGGCGUCAACGGUGCAACAUGGAAUACAUUAAAAUCGACGUUCGUGAUGCUGGGUCUGUGCCUUGCCGUUAUGCUGGGUUUGACAUUUUCUUCCGGUGAUUCUUUAUUGAUGCUCCAUGUUGCUUUCCUCGUUGUAAUUGCUGUCAGCCUCUUCUUGCUUCUUAAUUGGUUUCUUGCACAGACUGGUCUGGUUACCAUUGAGCGUCAAAUGCAAGAGUUGGACUUAAUGCCAAAUGAUCAUAGCAGAUAGCUGAUAAGCAAUUAAACCAAAUGUAAACCAAAUGAAUUAUUUUCCUUCCCAGAUUCCCUUAAAUUUCAUACAGUAUUACAUUUGAAAGGAAUCAUCGACAAGGGAAAGACAAAUUAUAUGGUAAUGCAUUCCUGCAGAACAGAUGAGAAGACAAUGUUGUGAAAACAGUGAACAGACCAUGGUGCUUCCCCCACACUUUCCUGGGGAGGAAACAACCGUAGGGAUAGCCCUGUCACUCAGUGUUUGCUUCCUUAUCCUUGUGUUUACUCUUUUUGGCCUUGAUGUAGCAGAAGCAUGCACACCAUGGGAGCUGAAGCAAAAACUUCAUAUCUCAAGUUCUGCUGUCCUCAUAAAUUAUGGUAAUAAUAAUGAUAUAUAUAGAGCUCCAUUGUUAGCUUUAUUUCAUUUUUUAUGUUACAAAAACCAUACUUUAUCCCUUUAUUCAUUUCUGUUCCUCGAUGAAUAACUAUACCUGUCUUGCACAGUUGGUACAGAUACCUAGAUGCCUUGCUUCUAAAAUUACAUGUUCAUGGCCAUUGGAUGUUCUAUGCUUCUUGGGUGGGUCAUGACUCAUGCCUGAGCAAGGCCUAGCUUUUUGACUAGAACUAAGACAACACCAAGCAGCAAAUAGUUUAAACUCCUGGGUCUAAUAGGUUGCUUGCUCCAUUCUUUCUCCCCUUUCCCUUUUUCUGUUUUCCCAGGGCCACUAAAAGCCUUAAAUUUAG